Molecule: messenger RNA, 1380 nt
Organism: Camarhynchus parvulus
Lineage: Eukaryota; Metazoa; Chordata; Aves; Passeriformes; Thraupidae
Product: monocarboxylate transporter 13-like
Exons: 4
Coding region: 1-1380 (459 amino acids)
Biological process (GO): monocarboxylic acid transport; transmembrane transport
Molecular function (GO): monocarboxylic acid transmembrane transporter activity
Source: RefSeq, a predicted model, not a curated record
AUGCAGGCUAAAGACAGUGAUCCACCAGACGGUGGCUAUGGAUGGGUUGUGGUAGUGUCAGCCUUCAUGGUGAUGGGCCUCACUGCUGCUGUCCUCAAGACUUUUGGUCUGUUCUUUGUUGAAAUCCAGCAGCACUUUGAUGAACUUGCAAGCACCACUUCUUGGAUCACAUCAGUAACCAUUGUCGUCUUUCAUUUAGGAGCCCCUGUUGCCAGUUCACUGUGUGUACAAUAUACCCAUCGGACAGUUGUGAUCACUGGAGGACUUCUGGCUUUUUCUGGAAUGGCAUUGGGAUUUUUUGGACUCAACAUGGUCUGGUUGUAUGCAACAACUGGCUUCCUACAGGGUCUUGGCAUUUCUUUUUCGUGGACACCAGCCAUUAGCAUUGUUAGCCACUAUUUCUCCAAGAAAAGGGCUUUGGCCAAUGCUAUUGCCAGUGCUGGAGAAUGUGCCUUUGCAUUCAUGUUUGGGCCACUUUUCCAGUGGUUAAUUGGUCAAUAUGGAUGGAAAGGUGCCCUCUUGAUCAUAGGUGGCAUCCAACUCAAUAUUUGUGUCUGUGGAGUACUGAUGCGACCCCUGGCAAGCAGCUGCUUCCUUGAGGCCAGCCAUUGUGAAACUGAAACAUCACCUGGCAAUGGUGCAUCCAGGACAGACAAAGAAGAUCAGUCUCCCAUCACACCCAAAACCUUCAACUGGAUGCUUGUGAGGCAACCAGAAUUUGUACUUUAUGCCAUUUUUGGUAUAUUAGCUGCUAUGAGUUUUUUUGUUCCUCCAUUAUUUUUAGUUCCACUUAGUUACAGCCUGGGAAUAGAUGAAUCAUGGACUGCAUCCCUCCUAUCCAUUUUAGCUAUGGUGGACUUUGGAGGCAGAUUGCUGUGUGGCUGGUACGCCAACCUCCACAUUACCAAAACCAUUCAUUUGCUGGCAAUGGCAAUUACAUUGAUCAGUACUUCCCUGAUGCUCUUGCCACUGGCUAACAAUUACCUUUCCCUGGCAAUAUUCACUGGCUUCUAUGGAUUCUUCUUUGGUACAACAGUCGCCAUUCACAUUACAGUGCUAGUAGAUGUUGUAGGCAUGCCAGAAUUUGACAGUGCCCUAGGACUUUUCAUGCUUAUUCGAAGCACUGGAGGUUUUGUGGGGCCUCCUCUAGCAGGUCUGAUUGUGGACAUGGCUGGAGAUUACAGAGCAGGCUUCUACAUGGCAGGAGCCAUUCUUGUCCUAUCAGCUGGAUUUUUAAUUAUUUUAGAUCGACUCCAACAGAGAAAAAUAAGAGGAAGCAAGAUUAGAAUUAAACCAGAAAAGUCAACGUUACCUUACCCUUCCCUCCAUAUCCUGAAGCAUCAAACCAGAAGGUAUAGAGAGCACAAUGUAGUAGUGUGA